GAAUGUGGUCAGCUACUGAUUCAAAAAUACCUCACUAGUACGAGUGAAGAUUAUAUCACAGAGGUCCCUGAACAGCUGGUCAGUGGUUGCAGAGACAGCUUGGAAAACAAUCCGUGCAAAGAGCUGUUUAAAGACUGUUCUAAACUUGUCCAUGACUUCCUCAGUAUGGCUCCCUUUUCAGAUUACCUGGAUAGCCAAUAUUACAACCGCUUUUUACAGUGGAAAUGGCUGGAGAGGCAGCCAGUUACAAAGAAUACAUUUCGCCAAUACAGAGUCCUGGGCAAAGGGGGAUUUGGUGAGGUGUGUGCCUGCCAAGUACGAGCAACAGGCAAGAUGUAUGCAUGCAAGAAACUUGAGAAGAAACGUAUUAAGAAACGGAAAGGGGAAUCCAUGGCCUUAAAUGAGAAACAGAUCUUAGAGAGAGUCAACAGCAGGUUUGUAGUUAGUCUGGCUUAUGCUUAUGAGACAAAAGACGCUCUCUGUCUGGUGCUAACACUAAUGAAUGGAGGUGAUUUGAAGUUUCACAUUUAUCACAUGGGCGAGGCUGGAUUUGACGAAGACCGAGCAAUAUUUUAUGCUGCAGAAAUUUGCUGUGGCCUUCAAGAUCUACAUCAAGAGAGAAUAGUUUACAGGGAUUUAAAACCAGAAAAUAUUUUGCUGGAUGACCAUGGACACAUCCGGAUCUCAGAUCUCGGGUUGGCUGUGCACAUCCCAGAAGGUCAAACUAUUAAAGGCAGAGUAGGCACUGUAGGAUACAUGGCUCCUGAGGUGGUGAAGAAUGAACGGUACACAUUCAGCCCUGACUGGUGGGCGCUUGGCUGUCUGCUGUAUGAGAUGAUAGCAGGUCAGUCCCCUUUCCAGCAGAGGAAGAGGAAGAUCAAACGUGAGGAAGUAGAGCGGUUAGUAAAGGAAGGCCAAGAAGAAUAUUCAUCCAAAUUUUCGCCAGAGGCUAACGCUGUCUGUACUAUGCUUCUAUGUAAAGACCCUGAUCAGCGAUUAGGGUGUCGCGGUGGAGGAGCACAGGAAGUAAAAGAACACCCAUUGUUCAGGCAUAUAAAUUUUAAAAGACUUGAAGCUGGAAUGCUAGAACCCCCAUUUAAACCAGAUCCUCAAGCAAUUUACUGCAAGGAUGUCCUGGACAUAGAACAGUUUUCAACAGUAAAAGGAGUGGAGCUAGAGCAAACCGACAGCGACUUUUACAGAAAGUUUGCUACUGGUUGUGUGUCUAUACCGUGGCAAAAUGAGAUGAUAGAGACCGACUGCUUCAAAGAACUAAGUGAAGUGCCCAUGGAUGGACCUAUACCACCUGACCUGGACUGGAGAGGUCUACCUUCCCCAGAACCCAAGAAAGGACUGCUGCAGAGACUGUUCAGCAGACAGGACUGUUGUGGUAACUGCAGUGAUAGUGAAGAUGAGCCAACUCGCCUAUAG
Molecule: messenger RNA, 1431 nt
Organism: Staurois parvus
Lineage: Eukaryota; Metazoa; Chordata; Amphibia; Anura; Ranidae
Source: the annotation of a GenBank genome assembly